This is a messenger RNA of Microdochium trichocladiopsis, 2244 nucleotides long. RefSeq lists its product as uncharacterized. The record is from RefSeq and is a predicted model, not a curated record. The transcript has a single exon. Bases 1 to 2244 code for a protein of 747 amino acids. Lineage: Eukaryota; Fungi; Ascomycota; Sordariomycetes; Xylariales; Microdochiaceae.
AUGGAGGAGGUGGCCAAGACGAUUGAGGACACCUUUAAACCUAUUCUGCCCAGAGAACCACAUACACUGUCGCCACAUCCGACUCUAAGCUACCCGCCAACUCGCGAUCCUAAACAACUUGAGGAGCAGGUGUGCCGACCACUGCAGUACACGACCUUUGUCAGCGACGCAGACCGUGGCGUGCUCCUGGCAAGGGCAUACUUUGACAUCCGGGAGGAGGACCAGGCCAGUCAUGCGAGCAACACCCCUAUCGCUCGACCAGCCGAUCCCAAGAAGCCCAAGACGAAAUUAUCACUCAAGGACUAUAAGAGCAGAAAGGAGGCUCCGGACGGCGAGUUGACGCCGAAACCGCGCUUGACAGCGCUCAAGGAGCAGGAACAGCCGAGGACUGCCCAGGAGACUACUCCCAAACUUGAAAUGGACAUCAAGCGGGAGCGAGACACGCCCGCCACUUCGAGUCGAAGCCGACCAAAUCCACAGCGACCACGGAGCCCCUCACCAGUGCGACCAAAGAAGAGACUGUCAGAAGCUGCCGACCUUGAACCAAAGCACAUCAAGCGCCAGAAGCCGGAUGAUUCGAUAAUAAGCAAAACGGAGCGCACUUUGCCGCGCCCCCCUCCUGCAGGCCUACCACCCAAGCCGGAGCGUGUAGUCUCGCAUGACAGGCGGCCUUCCAAGGACCUGCAGCGGCCCUCUCCACUGUCCAAUGGGAAACGACCACUCAACAGCACCCCGGCGCUGCCUUCGCCCAGGACCAAUGGUGUGCAGAAGCCCGUCUCAAGCAGUUCAUCUGUGGUCAAGAAGCAGGAGCCGACUGCUAAACCAAAACCCUACGUGCCACCCUUGCUGUCCCCCCUGCAUUUGGGCAGCCUGGACGACAAGUCCUCGAGCCGACCGAGUCCGAAGAAGCGGCCGGACGAUCAGCUAAGACCACUUCCUAAGAAAGCGCGGGAAGAGCGAGACUCGUCGCCAAAGAAAGCCCGUGAGGAGCGUGAAUCCUCGCCGAGCCCCAAAAAGCGACGGCCUCACCCAAGCAUUCCCCCACUCCUCUCGCCGACGUUGCCACCGAUCGUGAUGGAGGAACUGGCGAAAAUGAAGAAGACCGCAUCUUCAAGCUCCAAGGAUUCGUCUACCGGCCAGAAACCGGAGCCACAGGGUGCUGUUGCCCAGAAGACCGUCCAUCCUUCGAGAGAUUCCAUCCACGUCGACAGCCGCAAUGACAAUGACAGGGAAGGGCGAGAAAGUCUCGUUGUGGUGCUCAAGUACAAGAAGCGCCUCAAACUGACCGUGGAGCGCAUUCUCAAGUUAGAGCCAAAGGGCAAGCGAUUUGCUCGGGACCGAUCAGACAGCCUGGAGCCAGGAGUUGCCAAGAAGCGUCCAAGAGCCGCUGGCGAAGUUCACGCCACGGAGGCCGGCAAGCGCCCGCGUACGUCCGAGUCCUUGCAACCGGCGACGCCAUCUAAUCGGCAGUCUGCCGCCAUGGUUCGAGCUGCAUCCAGCAGCUCUCAGGUAGGCACGCCUGGUGUGUCUACAACCGUAACCCCUGCCACACAACCAGCGGAGUCUCGUCGUCCAUCAGCAAAUCCGGAACAGGUGCAGCGCCUGCAGUCGAGAUCUUCUAGAUACAUUGAGCUUGGCACAAAGUUGAAGCACAGUCGCGACAACAUGGCUCGCUCGAAGCAACCGCAAUCGGCCCCGUCCGAACGGGAUGGACCCUUCAUCAUGGCUUAUGGCGUGCAGUCCCUGCUCUCCUACAUGCUCGGCUUCAAGUUAGAGAAUGACGCGAGAGACCUUGACAAGAAACAAAGGAGUCAUGCGACGUGGAAAUCUUUACAGCCACUCUUCCGGGUCAUCAAGAAUGACUGUGGGCGUAACAGUCAGAUUUCAGCCCUGGUGCUGCGCAUGCAAGGCAUUCUCCUGGUAAACCUUGGUCAGGCCUUGUGGUCCUACCCCGAAGGCCCAGAGAUGGCAAAGGAGCUGCUACAGAACUCGAAGGACCAACACGAGACGUGGCGCAUGGCAGAGAAAGCGCGAAAGGCUCUAGGCUUCUACGAUGGUUCCUCGAGAUCAGACGACGGCGGCGAGGUAGGCAAACUGCUUGACCGCCUGGGUCCAUGGACAAGUCCAGAGGAAGCAAUACCCAUCACCCUCGAGAUUUUGCGAAAGACCAUCCGAACGAAGGAGCCUUGGCGGCCGACCGAGGAGCUCGCUAGAUACGGCCGCACAAACACGAAUGGGGCUUGA